AUGGGUGAGACUCUAUAUAACUCCCCUAAACUGGCUCGGAGCGCUCUGCAUCCUCAUGAUUUCCCCGUCACUACGGCUCCCUCUGCCCCUUUAUCGCCUCCGUCCGAAGACAGCUCCCCCGACCUCUUCUCUACAUGGACCAAGCUAGGCGCACGCGACUACCUGAAUAUGUCGACACCGUCUAGCAAAUCGCCCCCGCUGCAAGAGCUAAACACCGACCCGUACCUCUCUGCGCCGUCUGAUCCCGAGGAGAGCGAUUUUGUUGCUAGCGCCAUUCGCUUAACUCCUCUCGGUGAAAGUCCAAAUCACAGUUCGCCGAAUGAAAGUCGGCGCCCCUCUAUUCAGGCCCAAACUUACUUAGGCCUGAGGGAAAAUGGUUACACACCGUCAAGGCCGAGUUCAUAUCUUGCGCCGUCGGACAUUGAUCUCGUGAGUGGCUCUGGUGCCUGGCCGAAUGGAGUCACUUCAUCCUUCAGCGGCGGGGUAACGGCUCCGUCCACCAAUUCGGAAUGGCCGUCGUCCGUGGGCGUGAAUGCCUCGCGGUGGCUUAGUGCAGAAAAUACUAUGCCGAGUCCGAUAUCUGCAUCAGGGAGCUUGACUGUCCCAGGCAGUGUAACCACCGCGCAGGGCUCCUUUGCGGCUCCUCGGCAAUCGGGCCUCGGCAUCUCCAGUACAGAAUACGACCCUUCUGGGCUCUCAAUUUCCACGAAUCACCCGCCAGGAGAUGAUUUAACCUCGCCUUCAACAAGAGGCAGAAGCCCUAUCGUCACCGUAAGUAGGGUGUCGCGUGGUGAUUCUCCUGUUGUCUACCAAAGACGUCCGAGUCGGUCAACCGCGCAUCUUUCCCCCGGGGAUAUGUCCAGUGAAUCCGGUGACGAAGAUGACGCUAGCGAUCUCCGAUCGGUUGACUCACUUUCUGUGGCACGAACACAUAACGGGAACUGGAUUCCUAACUCCACCACUGGGCACGGUGGUCUCGACCCUAGAUCUCGGGGGAAUGAAUUUGUGCCAAGCCCGAAUGACCUCAAGGGACAACGAGAACGCGAACAGAAGAAUGAAGCCAUUAGCAUGUGGACAGAAUCUGUGAAUGUGGCCAACAGUGAAGCGGGGGACGAGUCUCCUUCUCUGCCACGCCAAAAGCCUCCGACGACCAGGAAACGCCGAGCACGGAGUACUGGAGAUCGUCCCCUUCAGCAAGAGGACUAUUUCAACCUGCAAUUUACCUCUGCCGGUCGACCGGUCCCGGGUCCCGGUGUCAUAGUGCAUGAGAGCAGUGAGGAUGAAGCCAGUGAAGAAAGUGAUGAGGCCGAAAGGACUUAUGCUGAGUCUCCUGUCGUUGAUGCCACUGAGCUUGCCUGGAAUGACCAUUCGACGCCUGAUAUAUAUUCCUCGCUUGAACAGAUCGACUCCAGUGGAAACUUCCGCCUUUAUCCUUGGCAGGAUCCUCCUAACGACUUUACGCCAAGAACAGAUGUUAUGCAACCGGGAAGCUCUAGCGCGGCUAUGGUGGCAUUUGAGAAACGUGCACGGGACCUGGAGACGGCGUCACUUACGGCGACGAUUGACAAUAACAGUAUUAUUAACUUCGGCGCGACGUUCGAUAGAUUGUCGAUUAGUGAGCAGCCCAAGACCAAGGGGAAGCGGAGUAAUAGUAUCCUGAAACGCCCUUUCUUCCAACAGGCGUCUUCGAGGUUGAAGCGUCAAGCGUCCGACCAUUCUAUCUCUACCGUCAACACUGCUACCCAGCAGGCCCCUCAAGAGCCUCAGCACAGAGACAGCGGCUCACAUCGCCAUAGACUGAGCUUGUCGUCUAUAUCGAAUAAGCACGGACGUUCUCCGAGCCUGACAAAUGCCCUUAUCAAUAUAUCUGGACAAAUGGCGGCUAUUGGAGGGAGUCAUUCAGUUCGGGCCGUAUCACCCAAUCCAGAAGCAACCCCCAUGAGCCUCGGGGCGAAGAAUCGUGGCCGAAGUCGAAGCGAGGUCCCGCGGCCUGUCACGCCCGGGUUGAUAGAUCUUAUGACCAGCCACGGUGGUCCUCCAGUCGCUGGUCUAUAUCGUUCGCCAAUGCCGGGAAUGGCAGCCGAGCAGACGCCAAUAAGUGCAGCUCCCAGGCCCGACACAGCGGGCGCGGAAGACGAUGAUGUCGACAUGGUCGAUGAGAAAGGGCAUGUCAUGGAAUUCCCGCCUGUAUCAAGCUUGCCAGUGCCUACAUUCGAAGGAUUUAGGGCGCAGAUCAUGCAACUAAAUCCACUGCUCGAGCCUGCUCUCAUUCAUCGUUUUGCGCAAGCGCAAGCGCGUCGAUACAGGCAUCUGGUGGAAUUGCAACAGAAGCACUCGGUUGCGGUCGCCAAUCGCUCGUGCGAGGCUGGCAAGUUUUGUUUCGCUCUGGGGGGCGAGGAGUCUUUGCUGCAUCAGGGCAAGGGUCCCGCUGACACCGAGACCGGUCAGACCCAGUUCUGUGUUGCCGAUUUCAGUAUCGGUCGUGACCAAUCUUACGCUCUAGGCGAGGGAGCCAUUGCCGCCGCUCACUUCCCUCCUGGUGUGCCUCUUCCGCCGGUCAGCCACCUGCCCGCCGAAUUCGAAUGCCCGAUUUGCUUCGAGGUGAAGAAAUUCCACAAGCCAUCCGACUGGUCCAAACAUGUUCAUGAGGACGUGCAGCCGUUCACAUGCAGCUUUCCUCAGUGUACCGAACCCAAGUCAUUCAAGCGGAAGGCAGAUUGGGUUCGACAUGAAAACGAGCGACAUCGACAACUCGAAUGGUGGACUUGCUCCUAUGCCGAUUGCAAUCAUACCUGUUUCCGCAAGAACAACUUUGUCCAGCAUCUAGUGCGGGAGCAUAAGAUGCCCGAACCCAAGCCCAAGAAGACGAAAGGAUCGGCAGGCGACGGUUCAUCUGACAGCACGCGUGAGCGUGAACUCAGCCGGCUCUGGAAGAUGGUUGACGACUCCCGCCAUGAAACAGAGCAAACCCUGCGUCAGGAACCCUGUCGUUUCUGCGGAAACAUCUGUGGAUCCUGGACGAAGCUAACCGCUCACCUGGGGAAACACAUGGAGCAGUUAGCCAUGCCUGUGCUGGAACUCGCCAAACAAAGUUGUGCCUCGCCGCACCAAGUCCACCAGGUGGGGGUCACUGGCAGGUCUACCGAAACACAUGCCCCCCUCGCAGCACGGUUCCACGCGCAACAUGAUCCCUCCGGAACGUCAGCACAUCUCGCACGGCCGCAGUAUCCAACCAGCAACGCUAGCACCUACGAGGUUCCACUGCUCAAUUACCCGACUAUUUCAGAUAGCGAUUUGUCCAUGGAGCCGGAGUCGAUCACCGAUCCUCUUCAGCCUGGUGAUCCCCAGAUUGCAGGAUACAUGGGCCAGUUCGACCAAUGCACGCUCCACUCGCAAGCCCAGACCCACCCCCUGCAUCAGAGCCCAGUGACGUACCCACCACCAUACAACGCAGUCCCGCGCUCGAGGACUCCUGAAACGAACCCUGCCAUGCUGCAGCACUCGUAUUCUCUCGGUUCCCAGCUUCAGGGCUCGCUCUACCCCGCUCAGACGGGCUAUCCGGCAUACCAGCCCGUGGCUCCCAAUUCCCCCUACACUACCGAGCCCUAUACCUCCAGCUAUUCUUCUCGGAUGUGA
Penicillium cinerascens is the source of this 3636-nucleotide messenger RNA. Its product is annotated as putative C2H2 finger domain protein. The record is from RefSeq and is a predicted model, not a curated record. The transcript has a single exon. Lineage: Eukaryota; Fungi; Ascomycota; Eurotiomycetes; Eurotiales; Aspergillaceae. Bases 1 to 3636 code for a protein of 1211 amino acids.